AUGUCCAACCUAUACGGUUCCUCCUAUCAGGACUCGUUUCAACCCACCUUCUCCCCAGCUACCCGCGAUGAGAACCGACGGUCCUUUCUCGAUUUGAAUCAACCACUCACAGCCAUGGGUCGCAGGCAACCAAACCAUAUUCAAACACCUGCUCCGAAUCUAUACUUGCCUCAACCAACGUUUUCACCCACCUAUGACCCCGCAACUCAAAAUUUUCAGGUCGCAUCGCACCAGGAGUUUGACAGGUCCGAGGAUAUACACGUCCCGCAUGAUGAAGGUGAUCGCUUUCGAAGCCAGCAACCCGCCGGCGGCAUCGCUUAUUACGUUUCGGACACCUUUUGCGAGACACCUUUGGCGCAUGGUGAUGAUUGGGACUUUUCGAGUCCCCCGGUCUCCGACCCCAGCACGUGCGGCUCAUUUCAGUACUACAAUUCCGCGGAAGGUUCUGUUGAAUGGCAGACCUAUGAGAUUCCGUGCGAGGACCAACUCGCAUACGACGCGUUUGGCCAGCCUCAUUACAGUGCCGUCAAUCUACUCCCAUAUCGCUCUCAACACCCUCCCAUUUCCCCUACCCAACAUUCUUCAUACUCCGAGCUCUCAGCCAAUGUACUUUUUCUAUCGGAGCUCAGUCGCGCUGAGUCCAAGAUUUCAAAAACUCCGAUUACCCCCUCUGAGCCCAAGACUCAACAAACUUCUACUAAGGCGAAACGGAAGGAAAGGCCUUCGUCUGAUUCUGAUUUAGAUAUGGAUUUUAAACCACAUUUUCCGUCCUCCAGUCGUCGUCGAUCGGCUCCCGCGCCGGUCAAACAAAAGGUAGCGUCGGUGCCACCCCCACGUCAGUCGACCGCACCUCCGCCUAAGCCACACAUCCCGAAGAAAGACGGAGGGCAGAAGAGGUUGAGUCUCGCAUGUUUAUUCUGUAGGGAGAGGAAAAUUGCGUGUGGUCGCCCAAGUGAGGAUGAACCUGACCAAACUUGCGCUCAAUGUCUGCGUCGAGAUCUCACAUGUGAAUACCCGAAGGAGUCGAGGCGAGGACAGCAUAAACGUAGUCCCAAGGGAAAAGCCGGGCAUCGAUGA
This is a messenger RNA of Laccaria bicolor S238N-H82, 1077 nucleotides long. RefSeq lists its product as uncharacterized. The record is from RefSeq and is a predicted model, not a curated record. Bases 1 to 1077 code for a protein of 358 amino acids. The transcript has 3 exons. Lineage: Eukaryota; Fungi; Basidiomycota; Agaricomycetes; Agaricales; Hydnangiaceae. Gene Ontology annotation, biological process: regulation of DNA-templated transcription. Gene Ontology annotation, molecular function: DNA-binding transcription factor activity, RNA polymerase II-specific; zinc ion binding.